This is a messenger RNA of Penicillium cataractarum, 1905 nucleotides long. RefSeq lists its product as uncharacterized. The transcript has a single exon. The record is from RefSeq and is a predicted model, not a curated record. Bases 1 to 1905 code for a protein of 634 amino acids. Lineage: Eukaryota; Fungi; Ascomycota; Eurotiomycetes; Eurotiales; Aspergillaceae.
AUGGCCGAUAUCCCGUGUUCAUCCCGACUCGAAAGAGUCCUCCGAUACCUCCUAAAGUACCAGCCUCAGCCAACACAUACCGACCGUCAAUGCACCCACCAUCGCAAUCAAGACUGGAUAUUCGACGCAGAUACAUGGUCCCAACUCGAAACCCUUCGCCGGCUAUUAUGCCAACGACCAACAAUCCCCAGACUUCCAGCAGAUAUCUUAGAAGAUAUCGACGUAGUCAUCACCUAUCGAAACAGCCACAACAUUCUCACAUCAACAAUCUCAAUUCCCCCCAGUCUCACAAUUCAAGCCAAGUCUCCGAAAUCCAAUGCUACCAGGAUAUCCUGCUGGAAGGGCGAUAUUACCACCUUAACCGAUAUCACGGCAAUCGUCAACGCAGCAAACUCCCAACUGGAAGGAUGUUUUCGUCCCGAGCACCGCUGCAUCGAUAACGUGAUUCACUCCGCGGCUGGUCCACGACUCCGCGAUGCAUGUCAUAAUAUCAUCGAGUCACAGGAAUAUCCUGAACCCGUUGGUUCUGCUAAGGUCACGCCAGGGUUCCUUCUACCGGCGCAAUAUAUCCUACACACCGUCGGCCCGCAGCUACAUCAAAAAGUGAAGCCGCAUGCGCAUCAACAGGCCCAGCUCGCAUCAUGCUAUCAAGCCUGUCUCGAUGCAGCAGAGAAUUUACCCCCGCUCAAGGAUGGCCGUAAAGUCAUCGCCUUCUGUUGCAUAUCAACCGGUCUCUUCGCGUUUCCAUCAGAUAUGGCAGCGCAAAUCGCCGUGGAUACCGUAUUAGCCUGGUGCGCGACGCAUCCGGAUACUACCAUCACGGACAUCAUAUUUGAUACCUUCCUAGAGAAGGAUUGGGACUUGUACCGGGAUAUACUGUCAAAUGUCGAGAUCAGUUCUUCCCAAGUUGAUAUGAACAUCAACAUCAAAAUCAGCAACACAGACAAAGAUGCACCCACUCACACAUCGCUAUACCAACCACCAACCCUCCCCCAAAUCACCACUCUCUCCCCAUCCUUCCUCAAAGCCCGUACCUGGCUCAACCAAGCAAACACCCUCAUAAUCUCCGCCGGCGCAGGCCUCUCCGCCGCAACAGGACUGGACUAUACAUCCCCGGCCCUCUUUGCAAACCACUUCCCAGCCUUCCUGCCAAAAGGUCUCCGCAGGUUAUACGACGUCUUUGGGUAUACCGGCUGGGACAGUCCCGCCCAGAAAUGGGGGUACUACUUCACGCACUUGGAUAUGGUACGACGCUGGCCCGAAGAGCAGUCAGGCGUCUACCAGACCCUUCGAGAGUUAACGGCGCGAUUUGGAGAGAGGUGGUUCGUACGGACGAGUAAUGCGGAUGGAUUCUUUGUGAAGAAUGGGUUUGAUGCUGGCAGGGUUGCUACGCCGCAGGGUGGGUAUAAAUUUUUGCAGUGUUUGGCGAAGUGUAGGCCCGGUGCUGUUGUUGAGAGUGGGCAUUUGGUUGAGAGGGCGAUGUCCGUGGUUGAUCCCGUUACUCAGGAACUUGUGGAUGAAGAGAUGGUACCGAAGUGUGAUUUCUGCGGUGGGGAUAUGACGCUUUGUGUUAGAGGGGGGAGGUAUUUUGAUGAAGCGCCGUUUCGGGGGAUGGAGAGGGAGUGGGAGAGGUUUUUGGGGGAGUUGGUUAGUGAGGAUGGUCUGAUGGGUGAGUCUGGGUCUGGGUCUGUGGUUAUCUUGGAGUUGGGGGUUGGAUUGAAUACUCCUGCUGUGCUGAGAUGGCCGAAUGAGGAUUUAGUCUCGGAGUCGGAGAGUCAGCGGUUUCGGCUUAUUCGUGUGGGCAUCGAAGCUUCAGGGUGUGUGCCGUGGGAAUUGGAAGAGCAAGACCUCUCUGUGGGGAUUUCGGGGGAUAUCAAGGCAGCGCUGGAUGUUCUGAUAUCGUGA